Spodoptera frugiperda (fall armyworm) is the source of this 1876-nucleotide messenger RNA. RefSeq lists its product as uncharacterized. The record is from RefSeq and is a predicted model, not a curated record. Lineage: Eukaryota; Metazoa; Arthropoda; Insecta; Lepidoptera; Noctuidae. The transcript has a single exon. Bases 144 to 896 code for a protein of 250 amino acids.
CGUAUGUUACCAACAGUACCGUACCGACCACGAGAUACCACACAUGUGAUACAAGUUUUAAUCAAAUAAAAUUACAAAGUUACGAAACAAAAUCUUAAAAUCCAUCUGUUUCUGAAGUUAUCAUACCAAAUACGAUUCUCAAAAUGGACUUCAAAAAUAAAGUAGUGAUUGUGACAGGAGCUAGUUCAGGAAUCGGUGCAGCAUCAGCUGUUCUCUUCGCCAAACAUGGAGCGAAACUAACUCUCAUUGGCAGAAACGAACAGAGACUUGAAGCAGUCGCCAAGAAGUGUCAGGAUGCUAAUGGAAUCCCACCGUUAUGUCUCAGACUAGACCUGACUGCCGCUGGAAGCUGCGCAGCCGUGAUCACAAAAACUAUAGCUACGUACGACAGAAUUGAUGUCCUAGUGAACUGUGCUGCAAAAAUGCUCAUCGGAUCCUUAUUCGAUGAUAACAUAGAUACGUUUGAUGAAAUGAUAGAUAUCAACCUCCGUGUACCGUACAAACUAACGCAUCUAGCCUUACCAUAUCUCAUCAAAACUAAAGGGAAUAUUGUGAAUUUGCACGCGACAAAAUACACUAAGGUCGUUCAUGGAUUCCUGCCUUAUUCCAUUUCGAAAGCUGGUUUAGAAAGGUUUACUAGAUUCUCAGCUGUAGAACUGGCUACUGAAGGAGUCAGAGUAAAUGCUGUUCAGCCAGGACUUACCAGAACGAAUAUACUAGCAAACUUAGCCAUGGGAGAAGAUGAAAUGCAAUACACAUAUGAACAUCUAUCGAAUAAAAUGAAGAUUUUGGACCCUGAAGAAGUGGCUAAAAUGGUAGUGUUUGUUGCUAGUGAGGUAUGCCCAAACCUAAAUGGGUCAGAUAUAGGACUGAAUGGUGCAUCUUGGAUGAUUUGAUCAAGUGAAAUUUGGACUGUGUUGGUUACAGUGAAGUUAAAUAAAUUGUGUUAUAAGACUUAUCGAAAUGAAUGAUGAAAUAAUUUGACUGGAUUGUGCAAUGUGUAUUCUAUUUUUUAUAUGUGAUGCUGUUGUUGCUAGGUUGAUUGUUCAUGGUCCCUAGACCAUCAAUGAGAUGUCGAUGAGAUGUAAGGUUUGUUUUCUUGAUCGGACAUUGUAAUAUUGUGUGUUACGUUUUUGACUGAAACACUUUUUGCUCUUUUGUCAACAUUUUUAGGGAAUGAUUUUACGUUUUAAGCAUAGUUUCUAAGGAAAGAUGUUAUAGUUGUUGCUACAAUUAUUUUGUAUCAUAACAUGGUGGAAUAGGGUUCGUUUUCGAGUGUUUCAUUACACCAGUAUUAAACGAAAGUGCUGUAAAAAUCUCUUAGAUAAGUGGAAUGGAAAGUUUUACCAAUAAAAAUGUAGCAUUUGUACCAUUGAAGAAGUUGGAUAGUAACAAAUUUUAUGUAGGUAUGGAAAUUUAUCAUCCAUAAAUGACUUAUCUAUAUACUAUAUUUUCUAUCACCAAAUAAACCGAAUUUCUGGUUUUGACUGCUAAUCAAACAUGUGUAUUCAUAAUUUUUUCUACAUUUACUUUAAAACAGUAAUCUAUGUUUUGCAAAAUACACUGGACAAGUAACAUACCUACUUAUCGGAAAAGUGCUUGCAAAUCGUUAUUAUUACUUAUUGAUGUACUUUAUCACUUUCAGCGGUGAUUGGCUGUGUCAUAUUGACAUUUGCAUAGCCAUAUUUGCAUUUCCACCGGUAUUUACGCAGAAAUUUUAGGGUAAACACACUGUAAACGUUAUCGGUAUAAUGAUUUUUGUUAUCAUUCAUAUCACACGCCUCCAUGUUAGUCCCUGAUAUGAUAUCAGUUUGAUGAUAAUCCUUCCACUAGAUGUAAUGAAUUGGCAUUCGAUUAAAAUUUGCUAGAAGACUGA